AACCCUGCUGUCUCAAUCGUCCAAUCCAGGAACAAGACAUGCAAUGAAAAUUCCUAUUUUCCCCCCAUCCCACUUCCUCAUGUUCUUUUUCUCCAGUUCAUCUAUCUCUACCCAACCAACGGGCAUGGAGCACAAACGCAACCAUGCGCCGUGCGUGCACGCCCCAUCCCGUGGAGUUGCUGUACUGUACUGUGGCUCUUGCGAUGCACUCCCAAUGACCUCAACUGCAGUCAGUGCCACAGUUCGGGCUGCAGCAUGCCCAAACGCUUUCCGGCUUAACGCGCAUGUUGGGCACCGGCGCGAAAGGGAAAAAAGGUAUGUCGCCAUGACGGAGGGGGAGGGCAGUCUCAAUUGUCCGUGCCAGAAGGAAAUAUGAUGGCAGAAAUGCACAAAGUCCUACCAAGCUGUCGACGUGGCCCAAUGGGUCCGCUUCGUCCAAUCGAAGUCAGGCACGAUUAUCAACAGAUUGAUCUCCAGAUUACCAAGCGUCCACGCAUCCGUGUGGUGCAGCAACGGCAUUCCUGAGUGGCACACUGAGAGGCGCGCCGAGCGCAUGGGAAUAAAAGCAUAGGCUUCUUCAUACCUAUUUGCUCUCGGUUACACUAGGUAACUUCAAGCACAAGUCUGAGAUUCUCUCCACUUCCAGUAUGGAAAUUUCAUUCUGUCCUUAUAGGACUCAGUUCAGCCCGUCUAAAGUGCUCUACACUGCAGUAAGCCAGCCCAUCACCUUCAAGGGCAACGCCGACGAUCUUGAGCUAUUGGAAGCUGCGAGAGUGAAGGAAGAGCUCGAGCUCGAGCAGGAAAGACAAGAACAACAACAAGAAGGAGACCCUCCAGAACCACACGAGGAAGAACAACACGCUCCCCCAGAAGCAGCAGAAGAGGUAAUUCUAGUCAACCCCGAAGACAUCAUAGAGGAAGCCCCAAGCCAACCAACCGAGGACCAACAGCCACCACCAUCAUCACCCGACCCGAAACCGCCAAACUCGGCCAUCUCAUCACAUUCCCACAAGGGAAACAGCAACUCUAAGAAGAAGAAGGAGAAGACUGUCCACUGGUUCGGCCCUCCAAUGGCGAAUAAGAAUAAGAAGAAGAAGGCGGCGGCGAAGAAGCAGAAGCUACUGCUAGGUGAUGCUUCGGAUAAUGAAGGCGCGCAGGCUGCUACUUCUCCGGAGGAUGGCGUCGAGGAGAGUGGUGGAGCAGCGGAUGAGGCAGCUGGUGAUCCUCCAGUUGAGGAGGCCCCUGCUGAUGCAACUGCCCCUGUUGAGGAAGCAGCACCAGUAGAAGAAGCAGCUCCUGCUGAAGCAGCUCCCGCCGAAGAAGCACCAGCAGACGACGCGCCUCCCGCCGAAGCAGUAGCACCAGUCGAGGAAGCACCGGCAGCAGAAGAAGCAGCCCCUGCCGAAGCAGCUCCUCCCGCCGAAGAGACACCCGCCGAAGAAGCACCCGCCCCCACCGAAGAAGUCACCCCAGAACCCGCACCCGUAAGUGACGACACGACCCCCACCGAAGACGCACCGCCCGCACCCGCCGACGAGACGCCCUCGGUAGAAAAUACCGACGAUAACCAACCCGCUCCCGCAGCAGCAGAAGAUGAGAAGCCCGCUGAGGGACAAGAAGAUGCCGCGAAGAGCGAUGAGCCUGUCGCCGGCGAUGAGAAGGAGGAGGGAGCUGCCGCUGAUGACGAGGGCGGGGAUGUUCCUGCUGAACCAGUAGCGGUUGAGGCUGAGGCUGUUGUGGAGGAGAAGGGCGAGGAGAAGCCUGCGGAGGAAGCAGCUGCUGCUGUCGAUGAGCCAGCUGCUGAGGCGGAUAAGCCUGAUGAAGCCGCCGCUGAAGAAGCAGCUCCAGUCGAGGAAGCACCUGCCGCAGAGGCACCCGCUGAAGAGGCGGCCCCUGUCGAAGAGGCCGCCGCAGCCGAAGAAAAGCCCGCUGAGGAGGCACCAGCUGCAGAAGCUCCCGCUGAAGAAAAGCCAGCUGAAGCAGAAGCACCUGCUGCUGAAGAGGCUCCCGCUGCAGAAGCUCCCGCUGAAGAAACGCCAGCUGAAGCAGAGGCUCCCGCCGCCGAAGAAGCGCCGCCGGCCGAAGAAACACCAACUGAAGCAGAAGCCCCUGCCGCCGAGGAAACACCCGCCGAAGAAGCACCUGCCGAAGCAACACCCGCCGAAGCAACACCCGCCGAAGAAACACCAGCUGAAACAGCGCCUGCGGAAGCAGAAGCUCCUGUGGAAGAGGACAAGGCUGAAGAAGCUGCUCCUGCUGAAGAGUCAAAAGCUGAAGAAGCAGCGCCAGCUGCAGAGGCACCCGCCACAGAAGUAGCAGCUGAGGAAGCACCAAAGGACGACGCUCCAGCCGAAGAAGCGCCAAAGGAGGAGGCACCGGCUGAGGCAGCACCAGCCGACGAAGCUCCAGCUGAAGAAACGCCAAAGGAUGAGGCGCCAGCUGAAGAGGCAUCGGCCGAAGAGGCACCGGCUGAAGAGGCUGCACCAGCUGCGGAGGCUAUAGUUGAAGAAGCAGCACCCACCGAGGAUGCUCCUGCGGAAGAAGCACCUGCUGCAGAAGAAGCUGCACCAGCCGAAGAGGCAGUCGUUGCCGAAAAAGAAGCACCUGCUGAAGAGGCUCCUGCUGAGGAUGCGACACCAGCUGCGGAAGCACCUGCAGAUGCGGCACCCGCUGAAGAAGCUGCUCCAGUCGAAGAGGCUGUUCCGGCAGAGGAAGCUGCUCCGGUUGAAGAAGCUCCUGCUGCAGCAGAACCUGUCCCAGCCGAAGAAGCGCCUAAGGAAGAAGCACCGGCCGAGGAAGCUGCACCAGUUGAAGAAGCGCCUGCUGCAGAUGCACCCGCUGAAGAAGCAGCUGCAGCCGAAGAAGCGCCUGCCGAAGACGCACCCGCCGCGGAAGUAGCAGCUGAGGAAGCACCAAAGGACGAAGCUACAGCCGAGGAAGCUGCACCAGUCGAAGAAGCAGCUCCGGCUGAGGAAGCCACACCGGCACCCGCUGAAGAGGCAGCACCAGUCGAAGAGGCUACCCCUGCUGAAGAGGCCGCUCCAGUCGAAGAGGCUGCUCCAGUUGAGGAAGAAGCACCGGUAGAAGAAGCCGUUCCAGCUGAAGAAGCUGCCCCCGCUGAAGAAGCCGCCCCAGUCGAGGAGGCAGCACCAGUCGAGGAAGCUGCACCAGUCGAAGAGGCGGCACUAGUUGAAAAAGAAGUUUCUGUGGAGGAGGCCGCCCCGGCUGAAGAAGCUGCACCUGUCGAAGAAGCAGCACCCGCCGAAGAGGCAGUACCAGCUGAGGAAGCCGCUUCUGCCGAGGAGGCCGCCCCGGCCGAAGAACCAGCCCCAGCUGAGGAAGCUGCUGCUGUUGAAGAGGCUGCUCCUGCUGAAGAGGCUGCUGUUGUUGAGGAGGCUGCCGUUGUCGAAGAGGUCGCUCCUGCUGAAGAGGCUGCUGCUGUUGAAGAAGCACCUGCCGCAGAGGCAGCUGAGGAAGCCGCUCCUGCUGAGGAAGCUGCCGUUGUCGAAGAGGCUGCUCCCGCCGAGGAAGCACCUCCUGCUGAAGAAGCCGCUCCUGCCGAGGAAGCCGCUCCUGUCGAGGAAGCCGCUGCUGUUGAAGAGGCUGCUCCCGCCGAGGAAGCACCUCCAGCCGAAGAACCAGCUCCAGCAGAAGAAGCAGCUCCCGAAGCUAUAACCGACCGCGCCAUCGUCGAAGAGCCAGAGUCAACCGAGCCACCCGGCGACGCCGUCCCACCCUCCUCCUCCUCCAAGCGCCGCUCCAAGCACUCCUCUUCUCACUCCUCCCGAAACCACCACUCCCGCUCCUCCCGCGACAAAGACCGGUCCCUCCCCCCUCCCUCCCCCGAAGCCGCUCCCCGCAAGCGCCGCGAGAGUGACGCGAGCAUAACCCAGUUCUGGAAAGGACUCCAGCCUAAACUACCCAAACGCCAUGAUUCGGGUAUGAGCAUGGGGAAUGGAGGGAAGGAGAAGGAAAGGGAUCGAGAACGGGAUAGAGAAGUGAGGAGGGAGCGCACGCCGGAGGAGCAGGCAGCGCAUGAUGCGAGGAAGGCGGAACGACGCGCCAAGCGCGCAGCUGAGCGCGAGGCUGCUGAGGCGGAAGAGAAGGCGCAGAGGGAGGCGGAGGAGGCGGCAGCGGCGGCGGCGCUGAAGGAGGCGGAGGAGGUGGCGAGGGUGGAGAAGGAGAAGAGGCGGGAGAGGCGACGGUUGAGGGAGGAGAAGCGGAGGGCGGAGGAGGAGGAUAAACUGCGUGUUAGGGAGGAGAAGAGGAAGGCUGAUGAGGAUGCUGCGAGGGCGAGUCAUAGGGAGAGGAGGAGACGCCAUAGUACUACCAACCGCAGUGAUGGGAAGAGUAGCCGCGCCGUCGACGCAGCCGAGAAGCCGAAUCUGAUUAGUCUCAAGGGUGAGAGUGAGAUUGGGCGCGAACGCAAGGCGGAGAGCGAGAUGGAUCGCGAGAUUAAGGGCGAGAGCGAGCUGGUGGGGGGGCGGAAGAAGGAUGCUGCUUCUCCGGCGGAUAGACCGAAGAGCUCGCAUAAUGGGAGUGAUCGCUCGCGCAAGGUGCGAACGCCGGAGGAGCAGGAGGCGCAUGAUAAGCGCAAGGCGGAGAGGCGGGCGGAGCGCAGGGCGAGGGAGGAGAAGGAGGCCGGUGGUGGGGAGCCGGGGCCGGAUGAUGUGGCGAGGGAGGAGGAGAGGAGGAAGAGGCAUGAGAGUCAUAGGGAGGAGAGGCGGAAGAGGAGGGCGUCGACGAUGGAUCAGGAUGUUAAGGAGAAGAUGCGCCAGGGGCCGAUUAAAGGUUUGUUUAGGCGCUUGAUUGGAGCUUAAGGGCGGGGGGAUAUAAACAACGGUUCAGACCAACUUGGGGUUUUUAUGCGAUUAUUUCGAUUUACGAUAUUGUUUAUGGCUGUUUUCUUUGGUUCUCUUCUCUUUCGAAAUGGAAACGCUCUUUUUUUGGUUUUAUUUGAUACUCGGGACAUGGAUGGCACUGGACGACACGCGAGGAGGGAAAGGCUGUAAUGGGGGUGUGCAUUUUGAAGUUCGUUCGCUUCUUCUGGUGUAUAAUCAUUCGUGUAUGGCAUAGUGUUUUGGUCUGAUACCGUGUUACGAUUAUACGAUGUUACGAUAGUUGGUCUCGUCGGGGAUGGGCUCUAUCCUGGGAGGAUAGGGCCUGUUAUCAUUUAUCAUUUGCAGCUUUUUUAUGAAAAUAUGAAUGGA
Pseudogymnoascus verrucosus is the source of this 5210-nucleotide messenger RNA. RefSeq lists its product as uncharacterized. Gene Ontology annotation, biological process: negative regulation of protein sumoylation. Gene Ontology annotation, cellular component: sperm principal piece; sperm fibrous sheath. The record is from RefSeq and is a predicted model, not a curated record. The transcript has 3 exons. Bases 648 to 4820 code for a protein of 1390 amino acids. Gene Ontology annotation, molecular function: calcium ion binding. NCBI's taxonomy places the organism in Eukaryota, Fungi, Ascomycota, Leotiomycetes, Thelebolales, Thelebolaceae.